Molecule: messenger RNA, 3672 nt
Organism: Microtus ochrogaster (prairie vole)
Lineage: Eukaryota; Metazoa; Chordata; Mammalia; Rodentia; Cricetidae
Gene: Bcas3
Product: BCAS3 microtubule associated cell migration factor
Biological process (GO): response to starvation; autophagy
Cellular component (GO): cytoplasm
Molecular function (GO): protein binding
Source: RefSeq, a predicted model, not a curated record
UGGUAGGAAGUGGUAGCCGUCAAUCACGAGGGAGACUCCAAACAGUGAGCCUGGAGCUGUAGAACAGCGUUUACCGGCGGAGCGGCCGGUCCUAUGAGCAACGCAAUGGCUACGGACUCUCCUCGAAGGCCCAGCCGCUGUACUGCUGGAGUUGUGGUUCGCCCUCAGGCUGUCACGGAACAGUCCUACAUGGAGAGCGUGGUGACUUUUCUGCAGGAUGUUGUGCCGCAGGCUUACAGCGGGACUCCCCUAACAGAAGAAAAGGAGAAAAUAGUUUGGGUCAGAUUCGAGAACGCAGAUCUGAACGAUACAUCACGGAAUUUAGAAUUUCAUGAACUGCAUAGCACUGGAAAUGAGCCCCCUCUGCUGGUUAUGAUCGGCUACAGUGACGGCAUGCAAGUCUGGGGCAUCCCUAUCAGCGGGGAAGCCCAGGAGCUCUUCUCUGUUCGGCAUGGCCCAGUCCGAGCAGCUAGGAUCUUGCCUGCUCCACAGUUGGGUGCUCAAAAAUGUGAUAACUUUGCUGAGAAAAGACCUCUUCUUGGUGUUUGUAAGAGCAUUGGAUCUUCGGGCACAACACCACCGUACUGCUGCGUGGACCUGUACUCACUUCGUACCGGGGAAAUGGUGAAGUCCAUUCAGUUCAAAACGCCCAUUUACGAUCUCCAUUGCAAUAAGCGGAUCCUCGUCGUAGUCUUGCAGGAGAAAAUCGCUGCCUUUGAUAGCUGUACUUUCACAAAAAAAUUUUUUGUCACAAGCUGUUAUCCUUGUCCUGGGCCAAACAUGAAUCCCAUUGCUCUUGGGAGCCGCUGGCUUGCUUAUGCAGAAAACAAGCUGAUUCGAUGUCAUCAGUCGCGCGGUGGAGCCUGUGGAGACAACGUUCAGUCCUACACCGCCACAGUCAUUAGUGCCGCUAAAACACUGAAGAGCGGCCUGACGAUGGUUGGGAAGGUGGUGACGCAGCUGACAGGCACACUGCCCUCGGGGGUGACAGAAGAUGACGUUGCUGUCCACAGCAACUCCAGGCGGAGCCCCCUGGUGCCGGGCAUCAUCACAGUCAUAGACACCGAGACAGUUGGCGAGGGCCAGGUGCUUGUGAGUGAGGAUUCAGACAGCGAUGGCAUUGUAGCCCACUUCCCUGCCCACGAGAAGCCAGUGUGCUGUAUGGCUUUUAAUACUAGUGGAAUGCUUUUAGUCACAACAGACACUCUUGGCCAUGACUUUCAUGUCUUCCAAAUUCUGACUCAUCCCUGGUCAUCAUCCCAAAGUGCUGUCCAUCACCUAUAUACUCUUCACAGGGGCGAGACCGAAGCCAAAGUUCAAGACAUCUGUUUCAGCCAUGAUUGUCGCUGGGUGGUGGUCAGUACCCUCCGGGGUACUUCCCACGUUUUCCCCAUCAAUCCCUACGGUGGCCAGCCUUGUGUCCGCACACACAUGUCACCACGAGUAGUGAAUCGCAUGAGCCGUUUCCAGAAAAGUGCUGGGCUGGAAGAGAUUGAGCAAGAACUGACAUCUAAGCAAGGCGGCCGCUGUAGUCCCGUUCCAGGCUUAUCCAGCAGUCCUUCCGGCUCCCCACUGCAUGGGAAGCUGAACAGCCAAGACUCUUACAAUAACUUCACCAACAACAAUCCUGGCAACCCCCGACUUUCUCCCUUCCCGAGCCUGAUGGUAGUGACCCCUCUAGCACAAAUCAAGCAGCCAAUGACGUUGGGGACCAUCACCAAACGCACUGGGCCUUAUCUCUUUGGAGCGGGGUGUUUUUCCAUAAAAGCUCCAUGCAAAGUUAAACCACCUCCACAAAUUUCACCGAGCAAAUCAAUGGGUGGCGAGUUUUGCGUGGCUGCAGUGUUCGGGACCUCCAGGUCGUGGUUUGCAAACAACGCAGGUCUGAAACGGGAAAAAGAUCAGUCCAAACAAGUUGUAGUUGAAUCUCUGUACAUCAUCAGCUGCUACGGAACCUUAGUAGAGCACACGAUUGAGCCUCGGCCGCUCAGUGCUGCUCCCAAGAUCAGUGACGACACACCGCUGGAGAUGAUGACGUCACCCCGUGCCAGCUGGACACUCGUUAGGACGCCUCAGUGGAAUGAGCUGCAGCCACCAUUUAAUGCGAACCACCCUCUGCUCCUCGCGGCAGAAGCUGUGCACUACUACCAGCUCCUGCUUGCUGGCUCGCUUCCCCCUGGAAGUCCCGGCCCCAUUACUCGACAUGGGUCCUAUGACAGCUUAGCCUCCGACCAUAGUGGACAGGAAGAUGAAGAAUGGCUUUCUCAGGUUGAAAUUGUAACACACACUGGACCCCACAGACGCCUGUGGAUGGGUCCCCAGUUCCAGUUUAAAACCAUCCACCCCUCAGGCCAGACCACGGUCAUAUCAUCUAGUUCGUCUGUGUUGCAGUCUCACGGGCCGAGCGACACACCACAGCCGCUCUUGGAUUUCGAUACAGAUGAUCUAGAUCUCAACAGUCUCAGGAUCCAGCCGGUCCGCUCUGACCCAGUCAGCAUGCCAGGGUCAUCCCGUCCAGUCUCUGAUCGCAGGGGAGUUUCCACGGUGAUUGAUGCUGCCUCCGGUACCUUCGACCGGAGCGUGACCCUGCUGGAGGUGUGUGGGAGCUGGCCUGAGGGCUUUGGCCUGCGACACAUGUCCUCCAUGGAGCACACAGAGGAGGGCCUCCGGGAACGGCUCGCAGAUGCCAUGGCCGAGUCACCAAGCCGCGAUGCUGUAGGAUCUGGAACAGGGAAAAAAAAAGGAAAAAAAAAACAAUGCCAACAGCCCAGCGUCCGCGAACAACCCAACAGUAACAAAGCAUGCGUUCGGGAUGGAGGAAGAACUUCAGCGAGAGGGAAGCAUCGAGACUCUGAGUAACAGCUCAGGCUCCACCAGUGGCAGCAUCCCAAGGAACUUUGAUGGCUACCGAUCUCCGCUCCCUACCAACGAGAGCCAGCCGCUCAGCCUCUUCCCCACUGGCUUCCCAUAGACACCAGCCACCUGCUUCUGACUGGCUGAGGGACAGGGAGAAGCACCACACCCCACCCUACCUUCCUCCCACCCCACCCCAUCCCCGCACGCCUCUGGUCCUACCCUUCUAAGUCUCUGCUCCUCUUUCAUCAACCCCACCUUCCCUAAGCUUAGCAACGACGGCUGCUCAUCCUCUCUGGAUGAAAAGAGACUUCCAGAACUGCUCAGCACACCCUGACCUCAGCCACUCCUGUCAUUGGGGGCUGUGGCUAAGAGACUGCAGAAACUCGGUCCCUUCUCUCUUUGCACAUAAUGUCCCGCAUCGGAUCCGCUUUUGUAUUUUUUAACUGUACCCACAGGGGGACUGGAACAGUGGCCAGAUCGUAGGGCCGGGUGAGGAGAAGUUGAAUGGUCCAGCCAGGUAUUUUGGUGGACAAUGUCAGCCCUAACCCACUUCAGGCUGUGAUGCACACUGCCCCCAGAUAUCCCUGCUCAGUUCCCUCCCAAGACAGGAGCGAACUGAAGCCCAGAGUGAUAGGGAAGGAAGAAGGAAAGAGGCUCCCUUUGCCCCUUGCUUCCCUGUUGGCUCAUGGGGAGAAUUUGUCUGUCUUAUCUUUGAGCCCUUGUACCCUGGUCCUGUACUGUUGAGUGAAGGAAACCGUGGUUACUGAGGCCAUAUCAAAAGUGCACGUCUUGUCCAAUAAAUCACGCUGCAAUUGG